AUGUAUUUUAACAGUUACAACGAUCCCGGCAGUCACAACGGUCCCGGCAGUUACAGCAGCGGCCCGGCUAGUCACAACGGCCCCAGCAGUUACAACGGUCCCGGCAGUCACAUCAGCGGCCCAGCUAGUCACAACGGCCCCGGCAGUCACAACGGUCCCGGCAGUUACAGCGGCGGCCCGGCUAUUCACAACGGCCCCAGCAGUCACAACGGUCCCGGCAGUCACAGCAGUGGCCCGGCUAGUCACAACGGCCCCGGCAGUCACAACGGUCCCGGCAGUCACAGCAGCGGCCUGGCCAGUCACAAUGGCCCCAGCAGUCACAACGGUCCCGGCAGUCACAGCAGCGGCCCGACCAGUCACAACGGUCCCGGCAGUCACAACGGUCCCGGCAGGUACAGCAGUGGCCCGGCUAGUCACAACGGCCCCAGCAGUCACAACGGUCCCGGCAGUCACAGCAGUGGCCCGGCUAGUUACAACGAUCCCGGCAGUCACAACGGUCCCGGCAGUCACAACGGUCCCGGCAGGUACAGCGGCGGCCCGGCUAGUCACAACGGCCCCAGCAGUCACAACGGUCCCGGCAGUCACAGCAGUGGCCCGGCUAGUUACAACGAUCCCGGCAGUCACAACGGUCCCGGCAGUCACAACGGUCCCGGCAGGUACAGCGGCGGCCCGGCUAGUCACAACGGCCCCAGCAGUCACAACGGUCCCGGCAGUCACAGCAGUGGCCCGGCUAGUUACAACGAUCCCGGCAGUCACAACGGUCCCGGCAGUCACAACGGUCCCGGCAGUCACAACGGUCCCGGCAGGUACAGCAGUGGCCCGGCUAGUCACAACGGCCCCGGCAGUCACAACGGUCCCGGCAGUCACAGCAGCGGCCCGGCUAGUCACAACGGCCCCGGCAGUCACAGCAGUCACAGCAGUAACAACGGCCCCGGCAGUCACAGCAGUCACAGCAGUAACAACGGUCCCGGCAGUCACAACGGUCCCGGCAGUCACAGUAGCGGCCCGGCUAGUUACAACAAUCCCGGCAGUUACAACGAUCCCGGCAGUCACAACGGUCCCGGCAGUCACAACGGUCCCGGCAGUUACAACAAUCCCGACAGUCACAACGGUCCCAGCAGUCACAGCAGCGGCCCGGCUAGUCAUACUAGUCAUCAUCUACCUAUUCCAACAAUAUUCGAUACAUAUGAACAAAUAUAUAACUAUCUCCAAACCUUUCAUCGCAAUAAUGCCAAUACAUCUUACCUUUAUAUGUGA
Molecule: messenger RNA, 1257 nt
Organism: Drechmeria coniospora
Lineage: Eukaryota; Fungi; Ascomycota; Sordariomycetes; Hypocreales; Ophiocordycipitaceae
Exons: 3
Coding region: 1-1257 (418 amino acids)
Source: RefSeq, a predicted model, not a curated record